Molecule: messenger RNA, 6151 nt
Organism: Hydractinia symbiolongicarpus
Lineage: Eukaryota; Metazoa; Cnidaria; Hydrozoa; Anthoathecata; Hydractiniidae
Product: receptor-type tyrosine-protein phosphatase alpha-like
Exons: 26
Coding region: 1399-5490 (1363 amino acids)
Biological process (GO): protein dephosphorylation
Molecular function (GO): protein tyrosine phosphatase activity; protein binding
Source: RefSeq, a predicted model, not a curated record
UUAAGAAUAAGAUCUAAUUUUUUUAGUUGUUUCAAAGACUUGUUGGAAUGAUAAAAAAGGUAGCUAGCGAGGGAGGCCCAUGUUCAUUUUACCAUACAUCAUUUAAUAGUUAAACUGCAUAAUGAAUGUUUGACCUUAAUCCACAAAUGGGUUAUCCCACACAUACAUACAUAGUAUAUAUAUAUACAUUCCACCAAGUCUUACUUUUUACAUGAAUCAUAAACUUAUUUCACCUUGAUUCACUAAAACGUUUGCACUGCACUGUUGCUUUUUAGCACAAGCAACAUGGUGAAUAUUUUUGUUUUUUGACUGUGUAAACGUUAUAUCAUUCACAGGAGGAUGUCAUAGAUGCCUAAUUAAGAGCUGCAGUUCAUUUAUACUGUGACAGCACAUUUAAACCUUUUCCUGGACUGUAUAUGAGUCAGUAUCUUCGUAUUUUGUUGUGAAUUUUGUUGUAAAAUUUGAAUGAAUGCCACGAUCAAAAAUGGUCGGUGUUAUUAUGAAGAAUGUAAGAUAUAGCGAACAUUAAAGUUGGCCCCUUUCCUUCAUGCUGACACUCUUAUACUGGGCUGGUGCAUUAUACUGAGACUCGAACGAAAGACAGAAGACCAUUUGGAACCAUGCCACAAGUCAGUCCAACCUUCAUUGUCACAGAGAAUACUGCUAGAAAACUGCGCACCCAUGCAAGUUAAAUAUAACCAGAACAUGGGAGAGGUUAGGUGUCCUAUGCAUUAAUACAGCCUUCGGACGAAUGUUCUCGUGAUGUAAUACCAAAGAAAAAACAUGUUAAAUAAAGUUUAAAAAAUCUUUUUAAAAGGGGGAAGAGAAAUCAAAUAUGUUUAGUAAUAAUAAUCGAAAAAAAUGUAUAUCGUAUUGAAAAUAUGUCAAAAAUUUCUGUCUCCCACACAAAACUCAGCAGGCAAUAAGUUAGUCCUGCCCUCGGUUUUGUGAGAAGAGAUAACAAUUGAGUCUCCUGUACAGUUUUGCUUCCUGUUAAGCUGUGCCAGUGACAAGCAUUUUCGAAGCAUGCCACCGGCGACUUCUGCGAUAUACAACCUAAUGAAUUCAUCUCGAAACAUAAAAAGCCAGUAACAUUUGAAAAGAACAACAGGUGUUUUUACGUAAUGCAACAUAUUCAAUUUCUAAAAAUAAUUCAUUUUUAAACGCGCAUGUUUUUCAUUCAAAUUCCAAACUUUAAGUCAUUUUUUUCUUUGAUUAUUAGUAUAUAUAGUAAAUAAUUACUUUAUACAAAAGACAUUUCAGGUGCGCAUUAUUGAAGUGACUAAAGUGUUUUUGGUGCGUGAUUGAAAACGCUGCUUCAUUGUUGCAGGAGCAUGCAGAGGUGCGGGACGUGAUCGCGCAUCUCAAAAGACCAGGACUGUAUGAAUAUACAAAGAAAUGGAUCUAUAUAAAAUAAUCUUCUCCUGUUUUAUCAUUUACAUUGUCAAAGGAGAGGAAAACAAAUGCACAAUUAUCAAACUGUCUAACAGUUCCAUUACAGCUGACUUGAACAGAGCUACAAAAGUAGAUGAAAAGAAUUUUGAUCCGAACUAUGCAAUAUUGGAUAAUGACAAAGCCUUUUGUGCAAAAGUAGAAUCAAAGUUUUAUAUGCAGAUUGAUUUUGGUUCCAUAAAGACAAUCACAAAUGUUGUUGUACAAGGUUUUCAGUUAAAUGGAGCAAACUUAAUGCUCUAUGCUUUUGUACUUCAUGUUAGCCUUGAUGGAAAGAACUGGUAUCACUAUGGCACAGGAAGAGUGCCAAAGUACUUUUUAGUCCAUUUUGCUUCAUCUGGCAAGCCAAAUGAAAAGAUGAAUAAUCCCUUUGAGGAACCUUUGAUGGGACGAUAUGUUAGACUAGUGCCACACUGGCCAAUGUCUGAUAUUGAACACAAGUUUUGUAUUCGUUUACAAUUCAGUGCAUGUGGUACAGGUCGUCCACCAAUGAUCACUGCUCCGCACUCCAUUGCAACAAAGGUUGGGAACAGAUUAAAGAUUAAAUGUGUCAGUGUGGGUCAAAUUGGCCUAAAUGUUAAGUGGAAAAGUCACAAUGGAACUUUUAAUUCCUUGUCGGACAGUGACUUGUUAAAAAGGGAUUUAACAUCUGAGCUCUCCUUUUCCCCCAUAACAUAUGGUGAUUUACCUGCAUUCCAAUGCAGAAAAAUGUCAUCUUACAUCCACUGUGUAAAGAACUAUACCUGCGAAGCUUAUUAUUCAUUUAAUCCAAAGUUACGCCAAGAAUCAAAAACCCGUGUUACCAUAAACAUAACGUUACCAGACCGACCCACUAACUUCUUUGUUAAAACAAAAAAUCGAACUGGUGUAAUGUUGUCUUGGUUUCAACCUGCAUUAAAUGAUUUUAAUCAAAACAUGCUGGAAUAUGAAUUUGCUUGCAACGUUACUGGCAAAUUAGUCAAACGUAUUUUCUUGUUGAACAAAAAUGAGAUAUUUGUCGGUGGACUUGGAAUAUACAGACCUUAUGUCUGCUCCCUAAAACUACAACUUAACAACAACUCGAGAAAGUUUUUGCAGCCACUCAAACAGAAACCAGUGGUCACACAUUUUCACAGUUUAAGUAUCAAACCCAGUGCGAAGCCAAGCUUUCGUGUUGCAGAACGUCUACCUGAAAGUAUUAAACUAGAAGACAUCAAGGUCAAUUUUAGCAAACGUGGAAAUGGAAGACUAUCUGGCUUUCUAAUUCUGGCCACGAUGCUAUAUUAUGGAAAUCGAGAUCCUCAAUUAUCUUCCAUUGUUCAAACCACUUGGAAGCGUAAAAUUAAACACACUGAAACAAAACCUACCGUUUCUUUUACUCUCGAAGGUCUCAAACCAUGGUCUAUAUAUACACUCUCUGUAACUGCAUACAAUGACGAUGACCUACCUUCAAAUACUAUGGUCGCUAAAGUCACAACACCAGAAGGCAAGCCUAGUGCUGGUCCUGAUUUGCGAUACAUUAGUGGUACAAGCAGUUCCUUUUUGCUGGCUAUUAUUUCAUUUGAAAUGAAAGAUCACAAUGGCAUUAUCCUUUCCUAUAACUGUUCUCUAAAUCCGGGAAAUCAAGUCUUUAGCUUUCAAGAAAAAUCAAAAGCCCCAUUCGAAUUUACAAACCUCAAACCACAUGUGUUGUAUGAAGUUAAAUGUAAAGCCCGAACCAACCAUAGCUUUGGCCCAUAUGGAAGUAUAUUUAGAAGGAGAACUCUUGAAGAUAGACCUGAAGCUCCAACAAAUAUUGUAGUACGUAAAAACACGAAAAACUUGGUUAUCCAGUGGUCAGCUCCAGAGCAUACAAACGGCAAUAUUACUUCAUAUGAAGUCCAAAUUGUAUUGGUAAAUCACACACAGCUAAGCUUUUACGCAACUACCAAGCAAAUGGGAGCAUUUAACAUUAAUAUCCCGAAAAUGUUUGUAAACAAAGUGGCCAUUCGAGCUAUCAACAACGCUGGUAUAGGACCUUGGAGUGAUUCAAUGUCUGUUAAAAUAUCGCCCACCGAGGAUGAAACACAGCAAGAUGAUGAUGUUGAUAAUAUUGUUAUGAUUAUAGCUUUUAGUGUUGCCAUUGUGUUUCUUGCUUUAUUGGUUUUGCUGUGCUUCAUGCAUUAUCGAAGGCGUUAUCCAUCCAAGCGACUGUUUCCAAAAGAUAAACUACAAAUGGAGUACAUCUCACCUCAUCGGUUGCAAUGUAAUCGAGAUGUUGAAGAUGCUGAUGAGGAUACCUUACUGGUUCGAGAAUUGAGCGAAAUAAGCAGUGACUGUUUAGAGGGAGGAGCACGCAACGCAUGUGAUGAGACACACCAACCACUUGCAGUGGAGGAGUUUCCUGAGUAUAUAAAUCUAGUCAAGCAAGAUGAACACGAAUUGCUGUUGGAAGAAUUCAAAAAUAAGCUAACAAGUGGGAAAUGUUAUCCUUGGCAAGUGGCAGAUCGACCAGAGAAUGGAAUAAAAAACAGAUACACCAAUAUAGCAGCUUAUGAUCAUUCACGUGUUAUUCUCAAGCACGAUUUUAAGCGAAAGACAUCCGAUUAUAUAAAUGCCAACACGUUGAGUGGCUACAACUACCUAAAAGAUUCCUCCUGUCGUUACAUCUCUACGCAAGGACCCACUCCCAGUGUCUUGGGUGAUUUUUGGUUGAUGGUAUGGCAAGAAGAAAUACCCGUCAUUGUUAUGUUAACGAAUUUAAAUGAGAACGAUAAAGUUAAAUGCUCACAAUAUUGGCCAUCUGAGGGUAGCGUAAAAUACGGUAGCAUAAACGUGAUUAUUACGAACACCGAUAGAACGGCCGAUUACGUCAUCCGGACGUUCGUUAUCGAGAAAACCGGGUCGAAAGAAGCGCGCACUGUUCUCCAGUUUCACUUUGUUUCCUGGCCUGAUCAUGGAACUCCCGAUUAUCCGGCUGCUAUUUUAUCACUCAGGAGGAGGGUGAAACACUACAAUGUGGAGAACAAACCCGUUCUUGUACACUGCAGCGCUGGUGUAGGUCGAAGUGGUUGCUUCAUUCUUAUCGAUGCUAUGUUAGAACGAAUCGAUAAAGAACGUAACGUUGAUAUCUUUAAUUAUUUACGAUACAUGCGAUCGAGAAGAAUUAAUAUGGUGCAAACUUUCGAGCAAUACAUAUUUGCGCACAACGCAAUAUUGGAAUACAUCACUUUUGGAAAUACAGAAAUUAUCGUCGACGACUUGGACAAAAAAACAAGAGAACUUAUCAGGGGUCCUGGCAUGGCAAACGAAUUCUCGAUUUUGUCAAGAAAUACUCAACCUGAUCCAUAUAUUGGAAAUGUUUAUAAAGUAUUCUUACCAGGAGGGAAGUUUGUUGAAGCUUAUAAAGUCGAUGGUUACAAACACCGAGAUGCAUUCAUUCUAACGACAGCACCAACAGAAUCCAACGUGGAUGAUUUCUGGAGGAUGGUGUUAGAAAAACAAUGUCAUACUAUAGUUAUGUUAAACAAAUGUCAGGAGACUUCACAGGAAUAUUUCAAGUACUGGCCAGACACAAACUGCGCUUAUUCUGAUAUGGAUGUUGCGUUGAACUCAGAAGUUGCCAAUGGUAACAUCAUCACACGAAAAAUUAAAGUCACAUCCAGCAAGUCCCGCUGUGAAGUUCACCAUUUCCAGUAUGUGGGUUGGCCAGACUCCGAUAUCCCAAAUAAACGGGCUUAUAACAACUUGUGCACUUUGAUGCAAGCUGUUGAAAAAUCGCAACAAAACUUAGGAAACGGCCCUAUUAUCGUCCAUGCCGGAAAUGACUACGGCCGUAGCGGAACCUUCGUAGCGGUAUACAACAGCACGGAACGUCUGAAGGUUGAACAGCUUAUCGAUGUUUUGCAGUGCGUUCGAGCUAUCAGAAUCUCACAACCACUCGCCGUUGAUAAUGUAACACAGUACCAAUUCGUUUAUACAAUGUUGCGGACGUAUUUGGAAGGCUUCGAAAAUUACUGGAACUACAAAGACUACAAAAUAUGUCGUUCACCGUUAGGCUCAACAACAUCGGCUACAUAAGCGCGAAAAUGAGAAUUUGUCAUAGUAGCUAGUGUCACACGCACGAAGAACGCUAUGUCCCUAACGUUAUAUAUAAAGUUAAUAUUUAUAGUUGUAAAUAAGUGACCACGACAGACAUAUCUUCUUUUGUUGUGUUUAAUAUUGCAUAAUUCACAGACUGGUUCUACAGUCAUAUUGGAGAUACUUAAGUGGCGAAACUGUCAAAUUUUAGGCCAAGUUAUGACUAAAAUAUUCUAUUUUUCAGGUAUCUUUUUCAAGCUUUUUUGUUGUUGUUGUUGUUAAACUGACUGAAAAAAGGAAUAACUACGAAAAAAAGUUUGCAAAAUGAUUCCACGAACAAGUUGUAAAAGUGCAAUGUGAGGUAUUCAGACGUUUGAAUCAAACAAUGAGUGUUUUUCAUAAGGUUAUAUAUUGUACAAAAUGUGAAGGGAAUUCUAUAUUGUCCUUAUGCUAAUAUUCACUUUGUUCAUAAAAGAUGCGCCAUACUGUGAAAGCAUGAACGCCCGGGCGUCUAUCAUUUUUUUACUUAAGCAUGUGUUGUAUCUAUAGUAAAAAUAAUUUUAUACCGACCAUAUGAAUUUUUAAAGGAUGCAUUUUAAAACUAUUUCUUUGUAUUAUUUUUAUAUUUAUUGUGUAUGAAUAACUUAUAUUUGUUAUCUUA